Messenger RNA from Mya arenaria, 1292 nucleotides. Its product is annotated as U2 small nuclear ribonucleoprotein A'-like. The record is from RefSeq and is a predicted model, not a curated record. Lineage: Eukaryota; Metazoa; Mollusca; Bivalvia; Myida; Myidae. Gene Ontology annotation, biological process: mRNA splicing, via spliceosome. Gene Ontology annotation, molecular function: U2 snRNA binding; protein binding. The transcript is spliced from 8 exons. The coding region runs from base 90 to 839 and encodes 249 amino acids. Gene Ontology annotation, cellular component: U2 snRNP.
AGUUGCGGAAGAUCUCAUGUGUACGGAAACUGAAAUCAAAAUACAUAACUAUUCGAAAUAAUCAUUUAAAUAAUUUGAAUGCGUAAAUAAUGGUAAAGUUAACAGCAGAACUGAUCGAGCAGUCGGCUCAGUAUACAAACCCUUUACGUGACAGGGAGCUCGACCUUAGAGGUUACAAAAUUCCUGUUAUAGAAAAUAUGGGUGCAACCCUGGACCAGUUUGACACCAUUGAUUUUUCUGACAACGAGAUCCGAAAGAUUGAUGGCUUUCCACUGCUGCCACGCCUCAAAUCUUUAUUGUUCAACAACAAUAGAAUUGUACGAAUAGCUGAGGGGUUAGAACAAGGGAUCCCUAACUUGGAAUCGCUGAUCCUCACCAACAACGGUAUUCAGGAACUGGGCGAUCUUGAUCCAUUAGAAUCUCUCAAAAACCUAACAUAUCUCAGUCUGAUGAGAAAUCCCGUCACAACAAAGAAACAUUUCAGAUUAUAUGUCAUAAACAAGGUUCCAACAUUAAGAGUGCUAGAUUUUCAAAGAGUAAAGAAAAAGGAGCGUGAUGCAAGCAACAAGAUGUUCAAGGGCAAGAAAGGGCAGGCGCUGGCAGCAGAUAUUGGCAAGCGGAGUAAGACGUUCGUACCAGGCGAGGGACUGCCAGAGAAGAGAAUGGAGGGACCAUCCAGGGAGGAUGUGGCGGCCAUUAAGGCUGCAAUUGCCAAUGCGAAGACCCUGGAGGAGGUUGAGAGGCUGAACAAUAUGUUGAAGACCGGUCAGAUCCCCGGGCGGGCAGCACUACACAAGCAAUUACACGGUGAGGAGGAGAUGGAGACCAAUGGAACAUGAUUUAUACGAUGCAAUUCAUCAUUUAUCAUCAGUUUAUCACACUUAUUUAGUUUCUGUCAUGUCUAUUACUGCAAUAUUGGGCCAUACAUUUUUCAUAUUAAACGUUCAGUAAACAGUGCUGGAAAAGUUCAUCAAAAUAUCUUUUUUUCUGAAUAAAAAAAAGUUAAAACUAAAAGGGUGGUAAAUUCCAGAUGUUUAUAUGGCUUCAAAAAUAGUUUGUAGAAUUAAGACGUUAAAUUAGUAGAAUUAAAACAUUUGGGGCCUGACAUGUUUGUAGGGUGAUUUUUGUAUUGUAUUAUUGUGUUACAUGUUGAUAAACAUGAAUAUCAGUUAUUGAGACUGAUAAGAACAGAGUUACUGACACUACUUAAGCACACGAAUGUGUUACAUUUGUGAAUGUUUAUUAUUAAGUAUUGUGACUACAUGAGGUCUGAAUAAAAGAUUGAGAAGUGA